This is a messenger RNA of Lottia gigantea (owl limpet), 3884 nucleotides long. RefSeq lists its product as hypothetical. The coding region runs from base 13 to 2118 and encodes 701 amino acids. Gene Ontology annotation, molecular function: histone H3K9 demethylase activity; transcription coregulator activity; chromatin DNA binding. The transcript is spliced from 12 exons. Gene Ontology annotation, biological process: regulation of transcription by RNA polymerase II. Gene Ontology annotation, cellular component: chromatin; histone deacetylase complex. NCBI's taxonomy places the organism in Eukaryota, Metazoa, Mollusca, Gastropoda, Lottiidae. The record is from RefSeq and is a predicted model, not a curated record.
GCACCUAAACUGAUGAAAUGUAGAGAGUGUAAAAUGUCUGCUACUCAAUUGAGUAAAAAACAACCCAACAUUUUCUGCAGAUUCUAUGCGUUUAGAAGGUUGAAGUAUAAUUUAAAAGGUUCAGUGAGUAUUUAUGGAUUUUCAGAGUUAUCUGAUGCUGACCCUGAUGAUAUAGAACCAUGGUUACCACGGACACCAGCUCCAAAGCUAGAUAUUGAAACGUCCAAGUUUAUCAUCAGUAAAGUAGGAGAUAGAUUCUGUGAAUUGGUAGAACAAGAAAAGGAAUCCAUGAGUUUAGUUGGUAAAAAUGGUAAAAUAGCAUGGAAGAGAGCUGUACAAGGUGUAAGAGAAAUGUGUGAUGUUUGUGAUACGACAUUAUUUAACAUGCACUGGGUGUGUAGUAAAUGUGGUUUCGUUGUUUGUCUAGAUUGUUAUAAAGCGAAGUUAAAAAGUGCAGAUGAUAUCAACACUGCAUUGAUUAUUUCAGAUGAUGAUCGUUGGUUAACAUGUAGUUCUAAUAAAGGUGCCCAUGAACCUGAGAAAAUGAUGUUAACUCAGAUUAUUCCCAGUGAUGCAUUGUGGGAGUUGGGCCGUUUGAUACAUGUGAUCCGUGGUAAAUGGUCGAUUCCUGAAACCUGUCCAUGUGAUAUCACUUCAUCACCACUUAGUCUACUAGCUGACGUGGCAUUCCUGGAUUCGGAGGGCAGCCGUGAUAAAACUGAUUCCAAAAAAUCCCUGGAUAAAAGUGCUAUGUCCCCAAGUGUUGAUACAGACUCAGAUAAAAAAUUACAACCAAGUUGUUCAACUUUACGAGAAUUGCUCACAAAAACAGCUGGAAAAGCUAAAGUGCCAAAUGAUAAGAAAAACACAAAACCUAAAACAAGUGGCAGCACAUUAGACGAUAUUAUCCAAUCAGUGGUAGAGAAAAACUUUCAUAAUCUAACAGAAACUAGUGUAUUAUAUCCUGAUGUACCUCAUUCAUGGCUGUGUGAUGGUAAAUUAUUACGUCUUCAUGACCCACAACAUAAAGGAAAUCUCAAAAUAUUCCAAGAUCAGUGGAGACGUGGUCAGCCUGUGUUAGUAUCUGGUACCAACAAAAAUAUUAAUAGUAAUUUAUGGAAACCAGAAUCAUUCUGUAAAGAGUUUGGUCAGUUUGAUAACGAUCUUGUUAACUGUUUAACUGGAGAUGUUAUUGUUGGUCAUCCUAUGAGUGAUUUCUGGGAAGGAUUUGAAAGCCUUGAAAACCGUCCAACUGAUGAUGAAGAUGAGCCAAUGUUAUUGAAACUCAAAGAUUGGCCUCCAGGAGAUGAUUUCAGUGAUAUUUUACCCACACGUUUCCAAGAUCUCAUGAAAGCUUUACCAUUGCCAGAUUACACUUUACGUCAAGGAAAACUGAACCUUGCUUCCAGGCUGCCCGAUUUCUUAGUGAGACCAGAUUUAGGACCUAAAAUGUAUAAUGCUUAUGGCUCAGCUAAAUUUCCCAGUCAAGCUACAACUAAUCUUCACCUGGAUAUCUCUGAUGCUGUUAAUAUUAUGGUGUAUGUUGGAGUACCAAAUGAUGGUGAAGGUGGACGCAAGGCUCAUGAACAAGCUGCUCUGAAAGCUAUAGAUGAUGCUGAUUGUGAUAGUAUAACUAAACGUAGAGUGAGAGAAGUACAUGAGGUACCUGGAGCUUUAUGGCAGAUUUAUGAUGCAGGAGAUGCUGAUAAGAUCAGAGAUUUCUUGAAUAAGGUAGCUAAAGAAACAGGUGAAAUAAUAGAACCAGAUCAUGAUGCUAUACACGACCAAUCUUGGUACCUGGAUGAGAAACUGAGAGAAAGAUUAGCUAGAGAAUAUGGUGUACAUGGUUAUACUAUUGUACAGUGUCUGGGUGAUGCUAUCUUUAUUCCUGCUGGAGCACCUCAUCAGGUUCGAAAUCUUCAUAGUUGUGUUAAAGUAGCAGAAGACUUUGUGGCACCAGAACAUCUGAACCAUUGUUUCCAUCUAACACAAGAAUUCCGUCAAUUAUCAGAUACCCAUUCUAAUCAUGAGGAUAAACUACAAGUUAAAAAUAUCAUAUACCAUGCUGUCAAAGACGCAGUGGCUGUUUUACGAGAUGCCAAUCCUGAAGAUGACUGAAUUAUGUAAAAAUGAGAGACUCAGGAUAUAGAGAAACUUAAUAUGGAGAGAAGAGCUAAACACCAAUUUCAUUAUGGUGGAUAUAACAAUGCUGAUAUGAAUAACUUGAAAGGACUGAAGCAGGCAAUGUUUGUAACUGCUGAGAGAAUGUAAAGUGAUGUAGGAAAAUAAGUAUAUAUAUGUUAGAAAAUAUGGUCUUCAGAGCCAGAAUAUUUGUUGAAAAAUGCAGUAACAUGUGCUAGAAAUAGACUUCAGCGAAGAAUAAACCUUGAUUUAGACAAAAAGGAAAGAAACAGUGUGAAAUGACAACACAGUGUUAGAAACUGAAAUUGCAAGGAUAUUGCAAUAAUAGAAAGGUUGUCAUUUGUGCUAGAAACUAUAUAAUAUAACUUAUGUAUUGAGAAUACAUAGUGGAGAUAUUGAUUAUACUUGGUGCAUUUUAAACUUAAACCAUAAUAUUGUGACACUUGAAAUUUAAAAACACCUUAAAUUGACUGAAGUGUACACUUGCUGUGUGUUUAUUUCAUUCAUAGAUUCAUUCCGGAAUACAAAUACUGAACAAUGAUUGGUGGAUAAUAUUUGCCAACCGAUCAAUAAACAGUAUUUUAUGUCUGUGUGUGGGAUAAACAUUCUGUUUAAGACUAUAGUAUCUUUAAAAUAUAGUAUACCUUCAAUCUGUCAGCAAGAUUAAUAUAGGGAAAUACUUGUCUUGCUGAUUUGUUAUUUAAUUGCAGAGUCAACAAAUCAUGAUAUGCAAAGUGAUCAUUAACAGAAUUGCUUUGUAAGCUGUUUUUUUGCUUCAUGAUCAGCUGAUGAUAUGCUAAAUUAGUAGUUGAUUUGCAGCAUGGCUGUAAAUUUUCAAAAUUGGCAGUGGAUGAUUUGCAACCAGGAAAUACAAGUACGCUGUUGAAUUGCAAAGUGAGCUUGUAGAUUUGCAAAGUAGUCUGAAUCAAAUGAUUUGCAAAUUACAAUCACCACUCUGUGCAUAACUAUUCAGGGAACAAGCACCAAAUUAGGAAUUUAAAAUAAAGAAAUUAAUAUAUUAUUUAGAGAUAUUGAGGGUGAUAUAGUGUUUGUGUAGAGUUCUAAAUAUUUUCAAAUUAUUACUAGAGUGACUAUAGAGAUAUAUAUUAACCACUUGUAACAACUUUAUGCUGCCCAUAAAAUAUAUAACUGUAGAAUUUGACAAAGGCAUAUAGCUGCCCAUAGAGUUUAGUAAUGUUUUGUAUUCAAGAAUUCAAAAUUCAGACAUUUUUCCAUUGCUUUUCAUGUUCACGUUUAUUAAUAUCAAGUUUUUCAUUUUCAAUUUUUCGUUUUUUCAAUUUUUCAUUCACAUCUUUCAUUAGUACUAUUAAAACUGUUAUAGUUUCAUUGUUUUUUUUGGCAGUUGCUUAUUACAUUGCUUGUGAAUAUUGAAAUUUCAUGUGAAAGUUAAUUAUAAUUAUUAUUAUUAUUAUUUGCCAAUUAAAGAUGUUAAUAAUUUAAUUACAAAGUUAAAUAUUGUUAGAGAAACUUACUCAUAGCUGGACUCACUUUAAUAUAUCAUUCUCCAUAAUACAUGUCAUAUAGUGAGCUAACAGUAUGAUAGCUACAUGAUAUAUCCACAGUCCAAGCCAUGUACAUAAUAAUAGAUUAUUUUUAUAUAUCAAAUUAUGUCAAAGUUUCGAUGUAAAAUUGUUUUAUGUGGUAUGGCCUAUCGAAGUGUUUUUGCAUAAAUAAGUUAGGUUUAUCCUAUCUCUUAAUAAAGAAACACAUUAAUGACUAUU